Molecule: messenger RNA, 817 nt
Organism: Centruroides sculpturatus (bark scorpion)
Lineage: Eukaryota; Metazoa; Arthropoda; Arachnida; Scorpiones; Buthidae
Exons: 1
Coding region: 89-817 (242 amino acids)
Source: RefSeq, a predicted model, not a curated record
GUGGCGGUUUAACCGUCUGGCUUAGGUCCUUUGUUUAAAAUGUGAUUUGUCUUUCUUUUAACCCACCCAAACAUCAUUAAAUUUAGUUAUGGAAGAGAAGGUGAUAUCGUCAGCAUCUAGCACUUACCAAAACGUCAUCCCUCAACAAAAAAACGUUCCAUUGAAUCAUUCGUUAGAUUACAGUUCUCCCAAAAGAGGACAGUUUGUAUGGAAAAAUGGAAGUAAGAACGGUUUAAAAAGCAAAGAUCCUUACGGAUCGAAUCUUUAUCCUUCUCCUUUGGAUAGGAUUAGAACCAAACGUCAGAUGGGAGUGAUCAAUGAAACAGAAUCCAAAGAAAGUUUUAAACUUGUGCAUUCUUCUUGCAAGACUCCAGAUCCUGAUGAUAUAAGUCCUUUAGAAAAGUUUAAAGGAGAUAGUCUAUAUUCUUUUUGUUAUUCAUAUUCGCAGAAGAAAGGAAGCUAUUCACAUUCCAAUGAUCACAUUCGUUCUCUUAGUAGUAGUUGGGUGUUUUAUAAUUACGUCGGAACUCAACCAAAUAUAUCCUUUGCCGCAUGUAUCCAGAAUCCAAAUAAGGCAGUCUUAACUAUUAACAACAGAACAACCGAAAUUCUUGUAGCCAACAAAACUGCUUGUCAAUUGUUAGGUCUGAGUGAAUUUAAAUUAAUCGGAAAACGUUUAUGCAAUUAUUUAACAUUUGGAAAUGGAUACUAUUUAGCUAAGGAGACUCAAUUAGAAUCAACUGGAGAAGUUGUCAUUAUCUCAGGAAAAGUGAUGGAACUGAUUAAUUCUUAUAAAGAAACNUCGAUGAAACCAUAG